AUGUUGAUCUUCAAGCAGCCGCACAUAUUAUGGCCGAACUUUCGGGACAUGUCGUUGGAAACGUGGAUAGCCAAGCUGCUGCAACAAUCGUCGCCAAUGUCGUUGCCUCGUUCUCUGCAGAAGCUCACGCUAGUUUCGAUGCCACAGCUUCAAUUGUCGCUGAUGUAUCGGCUCAACUUUCUGCUGAAGCUCAAGGAAGUGCUGAUGCUAACCUUCAAGCAGCCGCUUCGAUCGUCGCUGAACUUGCUGCUCAGCUUUCCGCACAAGCUCACGGAAGCCUCGAACCAUCUUCUCAAUUGA
Molecule: messenger RNA, 300 nt
Organism: Caenorhabditis briggsae
Lineage: Eukaryota; Metazoa; Nematoda; Chromadorea; Rhabditida; Rhabditidae
Exons: 1
Coding region: 1-300 (99 amino acids)
Source: RefSeq, a predicted model, not a curated record